Molecule: messenger RNA, 2469 nt
Organism: Oncorhynchus mykiss (rainbow trout)
Lineage: Eukaryota; Metazoa; Chordata; Actinopteri; Salmoniformes; Salmonidae
Product: SS18 subunit of BAF chromatin remodeling complex
Biological process (GO): positive regulation of transcription by RNA polymerase II
Cellular component (GO): nucleus
Molecular function (GO): transcription coactivator activity
Source: RefSeq, a predicted model, not a curated record
GAUACAUUGCGGAUUUGAUCCUCUCGAACAUGGCCAUGGACUACAUCACAGAAUAACAUCAGAUGUUGCUAAUCUAAACUGUCUGCUUUGAGUUCUACAGAUUUGUUAGUUGUAUGUUUUAGUUUAUUUAGCUUUAUAUGAAAACACCAUGUCGGUGGCGUUUGCACCUCACAGACAACGUGGAAAGGGUGAUAUAACACCCGCUGGAAUUCAAAAGUUACUGGAUGAGAACAAUCAGCUGAUUCAAUGUAUAAUGGAUUUCCAGAGCAAAGGAAAGACCGCAGAAUGUUCACAGUACCAACAAAUGCUCCACAGAAAUUUGGUUUACCUGGCCACGAUAGCAGACUCCAAUCAGAACAUGCAGUCUCUGCUCCCUGCUAAGUGUGACUCCCCUACUCCUCCAGAGGUAAAGCUUGAACCACCCACUCAGAACAUGCCCAUGGGCCCUGGUGGGAUGAACCCGAGUGGAGCGCCUGGCCCCCAGCCCCCCCACGGACACAACAUGCCCCCGGAGGGCAUGGUCAGCGGCGGCCCCACUGCCCCACACAUGCAGAACCAGAUGAACGGACAGAUGCCUGGGCCCAAUCACAUGCCCAUGCAGGGCCCCGGGCCUGGCCCCAACCAGCCUCCCAACAUGCCCGGAAGUGGCGCCAUGAACAUGCCCCCCAGCAGCCACGGUUCCAUGGGCGGCUACAACCACGCUGUGCCCUCGUCUCAGGGCAUGCCUGCCCAGGGACAGAUGAACAUGACCCAGGGACAGGGACCCAUGGGCAACUACGGCCCCCGGCCCAACAUGAACAUGCAGCCUAACCAAGGCCCCAUGAUGCACCAGCAGCCUCCCUCCCAGCAGUACAACAUGCCCCCUGGGGGUGGCGGGCAGCACUACCAGGGCCAGCAGAAUCCCAUGGGCAUGAUGGGUCAGGUCAACCCGGGCAACCAUGUCAUGGGGCAGAGGCCCAUGCCCCCUUACAGACCCCCACAGCAAGGACCCCCUCAGCAGUACCCAGGGCAGGAAGACUACUAUGGGGACCAGUACAGUCACGCAGGACAGGGAGCUUCAGAAGAGCGAGACCCAGCAGCCAACCAACAGUCCCCCUAUGAAAAAGAUCAUGGAAACGCCCAGUAUGGCCAGCAGCAGGAGGCCUACCAGCAAGGUCCUCCUCAACAGCAGGGCUACCCCCCACAGCAGCAGUACCCCGGACAGCAGGGCUAUCCUGGACAGCAACAGGGUUAUGGUCCAUCCCAGGGAGCUCCAGGCCAGUACCCUCAGGGUUACCCCCAGGGCCAGGGGCAGCAGUACGGGGCCUACCGGGGCCCCCAGCCCGGCCCCCCUCAGGCCCAGCAACAACGCCCAUACCCAGGCUACGACCAGGGACACAUGAGGAAAUAAAGACCCGGGGAUUUGAACCCCUGACUAGCUCUGUAAGAAGCAAAGGGUCAAUAUGGAAAUUACCAGCAAUGAGAGAUGGUCAUGGCAGUCAACAAGAGCCCUGCUCUGACCUCUAACCUCUAAACUCGGCUGCAGCUCACUGAGACACCCUCUCUCUCACACACGCACACACACGCACACACUUUGUGGUCCUUAUGUGAAAAGUGUAAUUUUUGUUAAUGUCGAUAAUGAGAUGAUUUUGUCCACUUCCAUCACUUCGCUUCUGGUCUGUGUUAGUCUCAAAGCAGCGAUGCCUUAAAAGGAAACAGAGCUGCCUUAUACAGAGCCCCGCAGAUGGUGAAAUGGGCAAAAAUAACAAGUUACAUUCAUUUUUGGGAUAUAACAGGACAGAAUUGUACAGAACUGAACUUCACACUCAUGUAGUGCAAUGUUUCUCCAUCCAAUAGCCCCCCGUUCAUAAGAAGCAAUAAUGCCAAUGGGAGGGGGUGGGCGGCAUGAGGAGAUCUUGCAUCUGAAACAAAAUUCUGUUAGGCCAUGGUACAUGUCAAGGUCAACAUGUGUGAUGUAAAAAUCAAUUUUAUGCUUUUUAGAUUAAGCUAACUUUGUAUAAGAAUUUGGAGACUAUCGUUGAAUAUUGUUUUUGUUUUUUCUCUCUCUUGAACUAUGUCUAUUGAUGUCAUUUUUUGUUGUUGUGAUGACAUUCUAUUCAUCCCCCAUUUUGUUUGUUCUUUUAUUUGUUCCCCCUGAAUUCUCUUUGCUUCUUCAGUGACUUGUACAAAGAAUAUGUUCUUGGGGUGAACAAAUCGGAUGCCUUGGUUUUAUGAAUGGAUUGUACACAGAAAGCCCUCAAAAACAAACAGAGAACACCCAUCUGCAUUGAAGCAUCAGUGCUGAAACAUUUCUUUGGGCAGCAGAAGCAGAACAUGACCUGUGAGUGGGGCUGAAUUCUGACUUGAGAUAUACAGUGCAUUCAGGGAAGUUAUCAGACCCCUUGACUUUUCCCACAUUUUGUUACAUUACAGCCUUAUUCUAAAACAUAAAUAGUUUUUUCCCCCUCGUCAAUCUACACAAUGGAGAUA